AAUCCUCCAAUGCUACUUUAUUGACCAAUGCAGAAAAAAUUGCUACAAUUACAACCACACAUACUCCUCAGCAAAUACCACAGGAGACCAGCAGGAACAACACCAAACCAAAGCAGGAGUCCCAGUUUGAUUUCAAACCACCCCAAGCACCACAGCAGGACCAAGACUUUUACACUGUUGAGCUGGAAAGAGGAGCCAAAGGAUUUGGCUUUAGCCUGCGAGGUGGCCGGGAGUAUAAUAUGGAUCUGUACGUGUUGCGGCUAGCUGAGGAUGGUCCCGCUGAGAGAUGUGGGAAGAUGAGGAUCGGUGAUGAAAUCUUAGAGAUCAACGGAGAAACUACCAAGAACAUGAAGCACGCUCGGGCCAUCGAACUGAUUAAAAACGGUGGCCGCAGGGUCCGCCUCUUUCUGAAACGUGGAGAUGGCUCUGUCCCAGAAUAUGACCCCAGCAGUGACAGGAACAGUCCCGCCACAGGUUCACAAAAUGUAUCGGAAAUGAAACCCGUGCCAUCCGACCGACGGCAGCACCCAUCAUCGGAGUCCAGAUAUCCACCAGACCUUCACAAAUCAUCACAACAUGGGGACAAGCGGACUUACGUUAGAGACCUAAAAGGCAGCAGAGAGUUUAGCAGACAUCCCAACGAACACCACACUUGGAAUGGGACUUCUAAAACCAACGACCACGUGCCAGGCAGGAGGACGGAGAGGUCGCCGGAGAGGAGGCACGAGAGGCAGCCGGAGAGGGCGGUGGUGAAUGGGCAGAAGAGGAGGUCUCCCGAAAAGCGGAGGGAAGGGACAAGGAGCGCUGACAACACUUUGGAGAGGCGGGAGCGGGACGAGAGGGGGGAGAGAGGCGCGGAGAGCGGGCGCCCACCCGCCGGCGGCGGUCGCUGGAGAGACUCACGGAGCCGAGGAGGUCACCCGAUCGGAGAAGAGAGAGCUCCCUCGACCGGCGGGCCAAGUCGUCUGACCGGCGGAGGGAGAGGUCGCCCGACAGACGGCUCAGGGAGGAGCGAGUCGGCCACCGGGAGAGGGAAGACCCCGGCUGGAAGCACGAGCCGAGCCGCAGGCACCCACCUGAGCAGCGCAGGCGGCCGUACAAGGAGUGCAGCACCGACCUCAGCAUCUGAGGGGCUCCUCCGGGGUCCCCGUCGCCUUCCCCACACCACGGGAGCGGAGGAGAGAGUGCGGGAGCUGAAACCAUCCAGCUUUCGCAGGCGAGGAGAUAGCCGGCACCUGCUGAUCCUACAAACCUUUUAUGCCGAUGAAAUCUUAUAACAAAAAAAAAAAAGUGUUGUGCCUGAUGUAUAAUAUUAAAGAAAGUAUUUUUCAGUGUAUUCUUUUUUUUUUUAAUUACUUGCCAAAUGUUGGUCCUAAAGGAUUAUAAAAUUUUGUUUCUACAUUCUUUGUAGAUUUCUUAAGAAUAAUUCCUUUAUUGGGCUACUUCCCCCCCUCCCCAAUAUAGUAAAUGGGGGUAGCCAGUAAUAUAAUAUAGGCAAAGGAUUUUAUGACCAAGUUUGAAUAAUUUGAUCCAGACUGUUCUCUAGUGACUCACUGCUACACUGUAUGUAGAAAAUUUUUUAAGGGUUGGGGGUGGGGAAGGAAGAAAAUUGUUCAUCUCAGUAGGAAU
Messenger RNA from Fulmarus glacialis (Northern fulmar), 1629 nucleotides. RefSeq names its product membrane-associated guanylate kinase, WW and PDZ domain-containing protein 1-like. The record is from RefSeq and is a predicted model, not a curated record. Gene Ontology annotation, biological process: signal transduction. Gene Ontology annotation, cellular component: cytoplasm. Lineage: Eukaryota; Metazoa; Chordata; Aves; Procellariiformes; Procellariidae. Gene Ontology annotation, molecular function: protein binding. The annotation marks the transcript as partial. The transcript has 5 exons.